This is a messenger RNA of Ostrinia furnacalis (Asian corn borer), 3112 nucleotides long. It is a transcript of the gene LBR, whose product is annotated as lamin B receptor. The record is from RefSeq and is a predicted model, not a curated record. NCBI's taxonomy places the organism in Eukaryota, Metazoa, Arthropoda, Insecta, Lepidoptera, Crambidae. Gene Ontology annotation, molecular function: Delta14-sterol reductase activity. Gene Ontology annotation, cellular component: endoplasmic reticulum membrane; nuclear inner membrane. The transcript has 4 exons. The coding region runs from base 201 to 2231 and encodes 676 amino acids. Gene Ontology annotation, biological process: cholesterol biosynthetic process.
GUUUGAAAAUAAUUCGAGCGUCGUUGGUGCGUGGUCGCUUGGCGUUGUCGCGGUUCUUUGCGUUCUCCUUGUGUUGUUGUGGCAUUUUAGCAAUAAUUUGUGUGUGUUGUUUACAUUGAAAAAAAAUAUCAUCGGAGUCAAGAAAACAAAAUCAAUAUUCUUCUAAUGUCAUUUUUAUGAUAUCGCCCUGAUUGAUCAACAUGUCGACAAGAAGUGGUCGUGUGAGAACAAGUGCUAUUGAAACGAGUCCUAUUCGAACUCGUAAAGGUGUAUCGCCGCCGCGAUCCCCCGCCAGAACGCGAAAAACUUCUCCGGCGUCCAAAAGUUCCCCGGCGCGGAAAAGUUCACCCCCCGCGCGUUCAUCCCGGAAAUCUCCUUCACGAAAAUCGCCGAGUCGUAAGCCAGCGUCUAAAUUUCCCGCCCGAAAAUCGCCUUCAAGAACUACUAAAGAAACCGCGGAAACAGCCUCCCAGAAGUCACCAACUAAACGUCCGGCUAUAAAAACUGAUACCAAUGUUUCUGUAAAACUUGAAGACCUCUCAUCUAAGUUAGAAAUUUUCCGCAGCACUCGGUCCAAACGGACUGAAUAUUCUAUCAAGGAUGUCAUCUCUUCCACAUCAAAUGAUUUGCCCGAACUUGAGAAGGUAAAUGGUGUUGAUUCAAAUGAUUUGUUUGGUCUAAGAAAUCGUAAAUCUGUGGAAGAAGUACCUCCACGCAGAUCCAGUCGGUUGAAAGAGGUUAUGGACAAUGUGCCUGACAUAAGACGCAGUCUUAGCAAAUCUAUCAGCAAGUCGGUGAGUAAGUCGAUUAGCCAGUCUCUUGACACAUAUUCAGAUGAAGAGAUCUCUGAGGAAGAGUUGUUCAAGGAUAAAAUUAAGCCUGUCACCAGAAAACUUGCUACUCCUUUACGAGGCAGCGAGAGCAAACUUGUCCAGAUGGGCAGUCGGUGGGAGUUCGGUGGCAGAGUUGGAUCUGCAUUGCUAAUUAUUCUGAUUCCUCUUGUGGUAUUCGCGAUUUUAAUUUCAUGUAAAAAAUCUUGCUCAUUGAAAACUAUUUUGAAUAUAAACAAACAUAAGUCUAUUGGACAAUGGCUAACAGUACAUGCAGGAAUAUUCUCUUUAUGUCAAUAUUUGGUGCAAGCAAUAUUUGCGAUUGUACCAUUAUUUGGAACAAAAGCUGACAGAUUAGAUGAGACUGGCAAUAAAUAUUGUUUCAAUGCAUUUUUUGCCAGUGUGUUCACUGUGAAUGCACUUUAUCUAUUGGAUUUCUUCGAAAUGUAUGACAAAGAAGCCUUGUUAAAUGAGUACUUGCAGUUGGCCGUGGUAUCGUACAUAUUUGCCGUUCUACUCAGCUUGCUUCUGUAUGUAAAGAGCAGGAAUAUUGAUAGCACAGAACUAAACUUGUAUGGAAGUACUGGAUACAAACUGUAUGAUUUCUUCAUGGGACGUGAGAUUCACCCUUUUAUCAAGAAACUGGAUGUUAAAGUUUGGAUAUCAAGAGUGUCCAAUAUUAAUUCUCUUAUUCUAACAGCGUUGAUUUUUAAACAAGGAUUGCAAUAUGAAUACACAAAAGUUGAAGAUCAGAAUCUGUCCAUUGACAGUUUGAAAGUUAUGUUACAAAACAUGCAGACCAAACCAACCAUCCUGGUGUUCUCGUUGAUGCAACUGACUUACAUCCUAAACUUUGUUAUGAAGGAACACAAGGUCACAACAACAUUUUUCUGGCAAUCAGAAGGUGUUGGAUACCUCCAAGUCGUAUCCAGUGCUUUAUACCCAUUCUAUUUCACAUCAAUAUCUAAAUUUGUGGCAGACACUCAGUUAUCUCUGUCAACUAACAUCUUAAUCUCUGCUUCUGUACUAUAUGUGCUGGGAUUCUUCAUAAUGCUUAUUAGUAACAAUAUUAAACAUGAAUUCAGGACAAAUCCAUUACAACCCAGUAUGGCAAAUUUGGAUUCAAUGCCGACGUUCCAUGGUAAGAAGCUGCUGGUAUCGCGACUGUGGGGCUUGCUUCGGCACCCGAAUUAUGCUGGCGAUAUCUUGAUACACCUAGCGCUGGCGACGCCUGGUGUUGUGUCGGAGAACUACGUAGCUGCAGCGCCUGCGUUGCUGACUAUCUUGGUGUUGCUGCAUCGAGCGUGGCGGGACCACGCGCGCUGCGGCCGCCGGUACGGAGCCGCCUGGAACAGAUACUGCAAGAGAGUACCCUCCCUCAUCAUACCAAAGGUACUAUAAAAAACAAUUGACUUCCAACACCAAACGCUACGAACAAAUCGAAAUAUGCAUUUCAAACUACACCCAAUUAGAUGAUGUACUAGAUUGUAAUGUACAUAGUGAUUAUGUAUGAACAAAUAUUACGUUCAAUGUAUUAAUGAUGAGAUAAUAACUUAACUAUCUUAAGAGGGAUCUCGAAUAGUAAGUAGAUUGUUGAAAUGUUACAUAUUAUAUUAUGUGUAGUUAGUUAAUAUGAGAUUAAUGACAUUGCCAUAUAAACCACCGGAUAAAUUUUCGAAUACUAAAUUAGCUCUCUAAAUUUAGACAAAAUUGUUUUAUUAUUAUUUGUCUUUAGAUUAAAUUAUUUCUAUUAGGCUCAAAAUCUAGUAUUCCUCUUGAGUAAGGUGAAGGCAAUUUAAUUUUACAUGGAAAAAGUACCAUAGCAUAAGUAAAGAUAAAUUAUUUUAUGUGUUACAUUAUAAUGACAAUUCAAUUAUUUAAAUAUGAUAAAUUUAUCAUCUUGAGUUCAAUUUUACCUGUAAUUUAAAUAUAGCAUUUAGGUAUUAUGGUUGGUAUGAAUUUUAUAAUACCAAAAUCUCUACUUAAAAUCCUUCAGGAAAUGUUAUUAGGAAUUACAAAGUUCAUUUUGAUUUAAUAAUUAUUACAUAUAUUUGGGUGUUCCCAUAAUGAAUAAUAUAGAUGGUAAUUGUAUGGUAGGUAAAGAAGAAAUAAAGUCACACGGUUUUUAAUGCCAUGUAGUUAUAAUAUUGUAUUGUUAUAAAUAUAUUUAUUAGUAUGUAUUAUGUACUAUUGUGUGCCUCAUACUUUAAUGCUUUUAAAGCACAAAAUUAAAAUUAAAAGACAAAGAUAAUGUUGCUCAUAGAUCGAUUUUGAAACUUGUU